UGAGCGGCCGCCUGGGAGCCACUGGGCGCCUCGGCCUGGAUGAGCCCCCCGGCCCUGCAGCUCCCGUGCGUUCGCACCCCAGGAGAGCACCCGAAAGCCCCGUGGCUUCCCGUGGGUACGGGAGGCCAAGCACCCUGUUCUGCCGGACCUCCCGCCCAGGGUGGGUGCUGGGGGCCCGCUCUUGCAGCCCUGGGUGCCUGGCCGCUGGCUGGGAGCAAUCCCCAGAGUGUUUCCACCUCCGUGUCCUGCUUCUCCGCAGCCAUUGCCAUCACCGAGCAGCCAAUGUCCGCCUCCGUCCCCGUGGGGUACUCCUUCACCCUGCGGUGCAGAGCCGAGGGACGCACGUCGCUGCAGUACCAGUGGUUUUGUCAGCACCAGGUACCGGUGGGAGCGGAGUCUGUCUGCCACCAAAUUCCUGGUGCCACCAAGCAAGACUUGCCCAUCACUGCACAGCAGACCCAACUUUACACCUGCAGAAUCAAUGACCUCUACAAAAAUGCCGUCUUCUCUGACUGGGUGAAGGUGGAGGUCCAUCAGUGUGUCGCCAGAGGAGUGCCCCCUCGGCCCUGGCAAGGAGAGCCAGUCAUUGUCCUCAACCCCACUGAGCAGAGGGUGGAGGUGGGAAAGCCGCUACAGCUGCAGUGUGCCGCCAUGGGGGUCCCAGCCCCCAGCUACCAGUGGUACCGGAAUGGGAACCUGCUGGAACACCAGAAGAAAAAAAAACUCUGGAUUACCCAUGCAAAGGUCAGUGACUCUGGCACAUACCUCUGCUGUGCCUCCAAUAGCCAUGGAGAGCACUGGACCAACGCCGUGGAUGUUCACAUAGGUACAUGUCACUCUGAAAAGUUUUUUGCUACAGGCAAAAUAGCGCUUUUAGUGGGCAACAACCACUACCAGCAUCAUCCCAACCUCAUGGCUCCCGUCACAGAUGUGUUUGAGCUGAGCCAUCUUCUGGAGAAGCUGGGCUUCCAGGUUGUCUCCCUUCUGGAUCUGAACAAGACAGAGAUGGUGACAGCGGUCCGUCAGUUCCUGCAGCUCCUGGGGAAGGGAGUCUACGCUAUAUUCUACUACGCUGGGCAUGGGUAUGAGCAUUCAGGGAGGAACUACAUGGUCCCCGUUGAUGCUCCACAGCCCUACACCCCCGAGAACUGCAUCAGCGUGCAGAGGAUCCUCCAGAAGAUGCAGCAGCAGCAGACGGCCCUGAACCUCAUUCUGCUGGACACCUGCAGGAAAUGGUACAACCCAGAGUGUGCCCUCUCCCAGGUGCAGCCGCUGGAGCCCUGGGGCAACACCGUUUAUGGCUAUGCCACGAGUGAAGAUGCAGAAGCCUAUGAGUUGCAGGAUGGGGAGUUCAGCUCUGGGAUCUUCAUGAAAUAUCUGAAGAAGCAUAUUCUGAAAGAGAAGAAGGUUACACACAUGCUGGAGGAUGUGUUAGAAGACAUCGGCCGAGAUCCCUUGGUCACUGGGAAGCAGGUGAUGGAGAUCAAACACACUCUGAAGGAUGCCCGGUCCCUGACGGACCCAAUCUGUCCCUCGGGAGCAGCUGCUGAGCACUGGGGACACGGCCACGAGCUGCUGAGCAGAACCAUGACCUUCCCCUGCGGGGCACAGGCAGCCCUCCGCUUCCACCGGAUCUUCUCCAACGUGAUGUAUGUGUGUGCCAAGCUGCAACCCCCCCCGGCCCACAUCGCUGACGCCCGCCUCCUGCUCUGCCGGCCCACCGAGAUGGGUGAUGUGGCCACCCUGAAAGAGAGCUGCCUGAAUCAAGUGAAGUCUCUGCUCGCCUCUGUGUACAAGCAGGAGAAGCUAGACUGCGUCUUCCAGCUCUGUGGGCUACAGAAAAUUCAGACAGACGUGGUCCUGCAGUUGGAUUUGCAUUACACCCAGCUGAGCACAAAGCAGAGGACUUGUGAAAGCCUGCAAACAACCCUCGAGAAAUCUCUGCUGGGGCAGUUUUUCAGCCAGAGGAAUUACUCCCAGCCAGACUACCAGAGAACUCCUGCCUGUGCAGUCAGCAUGUGCCUCCAGGAUGCAUCGACACUGAGCACUGGCCCAAAGGGGCAAGUGUCUCUGAGGACAGGCUCUGGCUGCAGCUUGCCCAGCAGCAACCCCUCCAAAUCCAGCAGCGAGCCAGAGGAGAACGACGAGAGCGACCUGAGUGAGCUCUGCUCAGCACUGCUCCGGGCUGGCCCAGGGCAGGACCACCCCUGACCCCAGCCUUGGGAACUGCUAUUUUUAAUAGAGGCAACAGUAAUUCGAGUGCUAAAUGCAUCAGAAUCCAUCAGCUGCUUUCCAGCCUCAGCGAUCGCCCUGUCCAAAUGAGGCCAAGUCUGCCUUUUUGGAAAGUCUUCUCCCAUCUGCACCCUGUGGCGUGUGGGGCCUGGAGCCCACUGGAAGUAACCCCUGUCCCGCGGGAGCAGUAGGGAUCAGCAAGGAGUUGUCAUCGUGUCCGUGUCUGGCAGAGGACCCGGCCACCUGACAUGUCACAACAUUGCCAGGCAAAACCCAACACCACUUAAAGGCACCAGCUGAUGUUUUCUGCUUUGCCUAAAAGCAAACGUUACAGUAUUAAACGUGAUAAGAAACCCCUCAACACUACAGACCCGUACUACAGCAGCGACACGGCCUCAAAACCCAGCUACAGCUGCUGACUCCUCACACUUGUGCAGGGGACACAAAGCUUGACCCAGGGCACCAGGUGGAACUGCUUCCCUUAUAUAAGCUCUCCCCAGGGUUGCAGUGUGGUUUCCUUUCCUUGACAGUCCUGCCUGUGUCAAAGCAGGUUUUAAGUUAUGCAUUUAUGUAUUUCUAAAGAAUGUAUUUAUACUUGAGGCAAGACAAUUGCUUGCCAGGAGAAGGAAGGUCAGAUGUUCUGUCAAGUGUGUGUUUACAAUGGAGGCUGGUUUUCCAUCAGUAGUAGCCAGAGGGCAGGUAUACUUACACGUGCCCCUUCUAGCUUGGUAUGCAGGGCAUUAGAGGCUGCUAACUCCUGUGUGGUCCUGAGUUCCUCUCAGAUACAGAAUUUUCUACAUGUGAGAGACGGAAAAGACCAGGAUGGAGGAGGAAGACCCUCAGAAAAGUUAUUAUUAGUGCAAUUUUUUUUUUCUAAGUGCCUGUCUGUGCAUUCACUGCAGGCAGCCUCCAGCACCACCUGUCAUGGAGAACCAGCUGCCCAGACAGCCACAGAUGAGCAGGGCCCAAAGGACAACCCGUGUGGGCACCAUCUGCCCACUUCUCUAAUAUCUGUUUGAUAAAGGUUUCAGCAUCGCUCCAGGUGAUUGCUUAGCAAGAGCCUGGGAGGGUGAUCAAAUGGUUCUAACAGGGACCAGUGACUCCAGUGAAGUGUGGGAUCUCUAUCCUUGGAGGACAGUUCACCCUGGCCUGGAGAAGGUGCUGAGGAACUGAUCCAAGCAGUCAGGGCACUGGACCAGAGACUACCAGAAGUCCCUUCUGGCUGUUGUGGUCCUGUGAAAGAAAGAAAUUGGAGAUCAAAGACUUCUUGAGAACUCAAGGAUGACAGGGUGGGGAGUGUCCAAGCUCUUGUCUUCUUUCUUGGUCUAAAAGAGGGGUGGAAAGAGCACUUCCUAAGUUUUGGUUCCCUUUCAGCAGUGAAGAUACUUGCAUCUCUGUCUAUGAUGUCUGUUACAGCAUGGAAAAAUAGGAAAUAUUCCUUCCAGAUAAACCAUCCUACAAGUGCUGGAAUCCUGUCCAAAGAGAACAGAGGAGGCUUUUACUCUCUUCACAGCGACUAGAGCCAAGGGAGAGAGGCCCCAUCUGGCUGAAGUCUAGAAAGUGUCCUAGGAAAAGAUGUAAAGCUCAAAAAGAAAAUAAUUUGCAGGAUGCAGUUUAAAUAAGAUGGACUGAUAGAGAAGCUAAACCAGAAAAUAAUAAACUAAUUGAAGGGAGAACCAAAGAUAAUUCAACACCAGCAGAAACUUGAGACAGGUCAGUGGGAAUGGCGGGGCAGGCAUUUGGGAGAAGCUGAGAGGUUCUUGUCUCUAUGAGGAUUAUACACACCCUCCUAUACUCUUGGGGCAAAAUGUGUUUCUGGCUCACAUAGUCAUGACAAAUGUCAUCUCAUGUGAAUGUUACUCUCAUUCAAAGCGAGGCUGUUUAUUUUGUCUGAAUAAAACACUAUUGGUGUUUUUGAAUG
Athene cunicularia (burrowing owl) is the source of this 4153-nucleotide messenger RNA. RefSeq names its product mucosa-associated lymphoid tissue lymphoma translocation protein 1-like. The transcript is spliced from 13 exons. NCBI's taxonomy places the organism in Eukaryota, Metazoa, Chordata, Aves, Strigiformes, Strigidae. Bases 40 to 2211 code for a protein of 723 amino acids. Gene Ontology annotation, biological process: proteolysis. Gene Ontology annotation, molecular function: cysteine-type endopeptidase activity. The record is from RefSeq and is a predicted model, not a curated record.